GGGUAUCUGAAUCUAAUGUCACUAAUCAUAACAUCCGCAGGCUUCGAGAAGUGACAGUUUAGACCUUUGUGCUGCUUAUUGUGCAACACUGCCACACAGACACACAUACACACACACGUGUAUGAGAACCGGGGGUGUGUCAGAGGUCACUCCGCGUGUAUGAGCGCCGCCGCUGCCGUUGGAGACCCCCGUACCGAGCUGCUGGACUGCUGCGGAGGACUCAACAACGUCGAUUACUCGAAGGUGGACUUGGCACCAAUGGAAGAACUCUUAAAACGCAUCAACUUCAAGGACUCCGGCUUUUGUCUCGCUGUGAUCGCGAUCAUUUUCAACCCCUUGUUCUGGAACUUGGUGGCGAGAUGGGAGCAUCGGACACGGAGGCUCUCCAGGCUGUUCGGGAGCCCCCACCUGGCCUGUUACUGUCUGGGAUUCGUCAUCAUUCUCCUCAAUGUUUACCGCAGCCACAGUGUGACUGUGGCGAUGAAGGCCCAGCCCAGGUGGGACGCCAUGGAUCAACCGGUUAUCUUCUACGCUGGAGUCGCCCUCAUGGUGCUGGGCACGCUCAUGGUGGUCACCAGCUUCCUGGCUCUGGGCUUCACUGGAACCUUUCUCGGUGACUACUUUGGCAUUCUGAUGGAGGAAAAGGUGACGGGCUUUCCUUUCAACGUCACAGAGAACCCGAUGUACUGGGGCAGCACCGCCAACUACCUCGGCCUGGCCUUUAUUGGCGCCAGUCCCAUUGGUCUCGUCCUGACCUCCAUCGUGGCAGUGGCCUACAAGGUGGCCAUAAGUUUUGAGGGACCAUUCACCGAGCAGAUCUAUCAGCAGAGGAGUCGGCGGCGAAAGCUUGAGUGAUCGCCUCCUCCUCCUCCUCCACCCAGAUGCUUCCUGUUCCUGGGACCGGCUUGGGAUUCCCGUCCCAACACGAGGACAGACGGAACGAUGGACGGACUGAGCGAACAACUUCGUUAAUCAACCUCAGACGGAGACGGAAUAAAUCCGCUGGCGACUAUUUAACAGUGUUUUGAUCAUUUGAAGGACACAUGGAGCACGUUAUGGAUUCUGACUCACGUGACUGCAGCGUACUUUAUUUUAUUACGAAUUCUACUUAUUUGCUUGGAAUGAUGCCACAUGAUUAGGUACCUUUCAGUUUCUCCAGUUCAGUUGCAUAUGCAAAGUUAAAGUUGAAAAAAAUGUUUGCUUUGGGGGCAAAUCCUGAGUCUUUGAUUGGAACUGUGAUUGGGACAGUUUUGUGAAUCAUGUGAAGCUGUGUUUUCGGGUGAUGCGAGUACAAUGUGGAAGAUGUCAAAAGAUCACAUUGUCCAAAAUGAGCGACGCACAGAAAGCACCUCACAAUCAAGGCGUCAAAUAAAAGUCACGGGGGGCCAGGUGAGGGAAUGACUUUUGUCCCUUCUUCUGAAAUGCAUGACGAACAGAAGUCAGGUGUGAAACACGCCUGAUGCUCCAUGUCCACUAAAGAAACCAUCCUUAAGUUGGCAGUGUGUGUAAAUUCACAUCCUCAUUGUGUUCACAGUGUGUGUACGUGCGUGUGUGUCCUCUCUCCACCUGCAUUUCUACAAAUAUCCAUUGCUGGAUCAGGCUCAGUGUCUUUGUGUUGCAUUGUGGCUCAGAUGGUACAAUGAUGAUUUCAGGGGUGUUUUCAGUAUCGGAGGUAAUUAGCAUCGUAUGAAGCUAGAGACCAAAAGAUUUAUAAAGGGAUCGACUGUGAAAUUCAUGACCUCCAGAAAAUGACAGUCUGUGAUCAAAGCCGCUCUGCAAGCCCAGUUUUUAACUUCUUCUGUUGUGUUCCAAAAAAAAAUAGUCAUUGUUCAACUCAAUGGGUUAAAACAGGUAUUACAACCAAAACACCUGGUAUUGUGUUCUUUUGUACCUUAUUAAGUCAUUUGAAAUAAAUUAA
Messenger RNA from Salarias fasciatus (jewelled blenny), 1918 nucleotides. RefSeq names its product phosphatidylethanolamine N-methyltransferase (gene pemt). NCBI's taxonomy places the organism in Eukaryota, Metazoa, Chordata, Actinopteri, Blenniiformes, Blenniidae. The coding region runs from base 160 to 855 and encodes 231 amino acids. The record is from RefSeq and is a predicted model, not a curated record. Gene Ontology annotation, molecular function: phosphatidylethanolamine N-methyltransferase activity. Gene Ontology annotation, biological process: phosphatidylcholine biosynthetic process. The transcript has 7 exons.